AUUUCGAGUUCCUGAAAAUGGAACAGGGUGUGAAGAUUUGAUAUUAUUCCUAUCUUUUAUACCAAAUCUACCGUUUCUUUUUUUCUUGUUGUAAGGGUUUGCCAGUGGUAGAGGUAUUUGAAUGGGUACAGAGUGUGACAGGAUGCCGCGCCAUGUGACCAGAACCUAUGCCAAGGUGAAGGAAUCGACCAGCAGUAGAGCAUUUGAUGAGAUCUUCAGCGACAAAAUCAACAAGCCUACAGCCGCAAGGGCAACUAUUCACAAAUGGGGCAAAACGUCCUUCACCUCUGUGCGAGGAUCAAGAGAGACAGCGUUUGAUCUGAAGAGGCGCAGAGUGGAACAGAAGCGUGCAAACCAAGAUCCGUUCACGUUCGAGUUAGACGAUGGCCCCUCCUCUCCCAGGAAGCGGAGGACUCAAGGUUCAGGUGUGAAUACUGUCCUUACUCCUGCUGUAGCUCGCCAAGUACUCAAGGAGUACAAGGCAGUCAGUAGCAAUGAAUCUCCAAUCAAAACAGAAACUUUAGAUGAUGAUGAUGAUGAUGAUGAUGAGAUAAGUCUGAUAAAAAAGCCUGUGAAAACGUACACAAGACAGCCGCUUAGCAAACCACUUCCUGUUGCCAAAACUGUAGAUAAACCAUGUGAGAACAGCGAGCCUGAUGGCUCUGAAGGUGGUGCGGUUAAGAGUGAGGGGAAAGUGGACUCCCAGCGAUCCUCCCAGUCUUCAGCAAUCACCAUACAUUCCAGUUCCUCGUCUCAGAAUGUAACUGAGAAAAAUACUGACAAUACAUCAGAUAUCUCUGAUGAUGAUUUUGUUACUUUCAAACCACAGGCAUUAAAAACAUACUCAUCAGCAAAGCAAGCUGUUGAACCACCCAACGUUAAAAAUCCUACUGUUAAAGAUGAAGAGAAAACAGAGUUUGAUAAAGAGUCUUCUGUACCUUCUUGGGAACAGCGCAAUAAAUACCAAGCUAAAAUGGUGUACAGAAGCCCCAGUAAAACCCCACAGAACCCCAGCCGCCAGGAAACACUGACCAUUAUCCGCGUGUCCCCCCCUUCCUGGUUCAAGAAAAGCACACCUGAUCUGCAAAAACCUGAACAAUCCGACUCAGAUACAGACGGGAAUAGCAAAACUUCAGUAUCAAAAUUAACGUAUGAAUCUCAGACAUUUAAGAAAGUUCAGCCUCCAAAGGAUUCCGACUCUUUUGACUUUGUAUCAGAUAGUGGAAAUCAGCUGUCGGCUCUCCCCGGCAGGAGUGCAAGGCGCCCAAAGAGAAAGUUUUUCAAAUCUCGAAAGGGUGAGAUCUCAUCAGAGGAUAAUGAAAGUGAAAGUGUUAACUCGGGCGAGAACAAAAAUAUGGACUACGUGCCAAGCCAGGCUGAGGCCAGGCUGGUGGCUGAAAUCUUUGGGGACGACCAGUCAGAGGGGCCAAAUAGCAACAAGUCUGGAGAGACCGGUGAGUCAGAGGUGAAUGACUCUGAGCCAGAGAUGCCUAAACUCUCCCCUGCCCCUCAGCUGUCAGAGGCUGAGCCUGUCCAGGAGAUGGAUCAGGGGACUCCAGAAACCACAAUGACCACCAAUGGGAACGAUGAUAAUCCAGAGCCACCAGUUCUCAAAACAUACACACGCAAAAGGGAAAAACCAGCUAGAUAUGAAUCUAAGGAACCAAAGAAAAUUUUCAAGAGUAAAAACCAAGCCAAGACUGAUAAAAGAAGGGAGAUGGAGGAGAAUCUGCAGAAAAAAAUAUUUACAAGUCCAAAGAAGUCACCUAGCAAGGCGUUGUACAAUCCUCGCACGUGGAAAGUGGAGGACGAGGAGGAGCCUCAGAAAGCCCAGUCAAAGCCUAUUGUGGUCAAGAAGAAGCCAGUUGUUAAGUCAGCGUUUGAUGAUGAUUUUGAUGACGACGGAGUGGUUGAAGAAAAGCCUAAGCUGUUGAGGACAAUGGUGUGGCCAAAGCAGGCUGGGGAGGAAGGCUUCACAUCAUUGCAUGUCAACAGAGAACACAAAGAGUUGUUUACCGUUGUGAAAAAUGUAAAGCAGGCUCAUGAGUGUCAGGAGAUCGGAGAAACGCAGGAAUUCAUGGAUGACAUUGAGUACUUACUUGUCGGCCUGCUUGAUACGGAACCUACGUCUGUGCGAUGUCUUAGUUGUUUAAGUUUGGCCACAAAGUGCACAAUGGCAUCUUUCAGGAUGCAUUUACGAGCUCAUGGUGUAGUGGCUAAGGUUUUCAGUGCCUUACAUGAUGCUUACACUCAUGCGAGUUUGUCGCUGUGUACUGCUGCCAUGAUGUUUAUGUUAAGUCGAGACCGGUUGAACAUGGACCUGGAUCGACCAAGUCUGGACCUGUUGUUAAAACUGCUGGGGGUGGAGCAACAGGAAGACGAGGGAACCACGCCUUCAAAACUCUCCUCUGGGGCCGCUAAGGAUCUCAAACGCACUAAGGACCGCAUCCAGGAGCUGAUACACAACAUGCAGAAGGAAGGUGGAAUCAAGAGAUUUGACCUAGAAACUGUAUCUACGGGUAAUUUAGCCAUGGAGUCCUUACUUAGUCUGACGUCCAGGCGAGCAGGAGAAGUGUUCAAGGAGGAGUUAAGAAUACUAGGUGCUUUAGACCACAUUGUAGACACAGUCUGUCACUGUACUAAGAUGAUGGAGACCAGUAUUGAGGAAGAGUUGACGGAUGUGAGCGUGGAGUAUUUCCGCAAGGUGGAGCGUUGCCUGACAGUUUUGGAGCAGGUUACUUACUGUAACAGAGACAAUCAAGAUCACUUAAUCUCCUACAAAAACUCGGCUCUUAUAUCUGCUAUUUGUCGGGCUCUAUCAGUGUGUGAACAGAGUGUCAGUCAGUACCCGGUUAAUGUGGAUACAGAAACCCUCAAAAUUGACAAGACUUCUAUAGGCUGGGCCAUCCACAGCUGUAUGAUGUCCGUUCUCAAAGUGCUACUCAACCUCACUCAUGAAAAUGAAUUUGGCUGUACAAUGAUUGGUGAACAAGAGAAUUUCCUGAAUGUGACCUUGUUGUGUACAUUAAAGUCCCCACAGUUUGUGCCUCCUGACACUCGAUUUGACCUCUUAGUUUUGUCCCUAGGUACCAUGAUCAACUUGGUGGAACACUGUGAUAUCAACCGGCGAAGAUUCAUCAAUGCAAGCACCAUUACAUCGUUUGAGCAACCGUGUCCUACCAAACAAGUCAGCUCCUUGGAAGGUAUCAUAGGGUUGUUCCGUCUGAGAGAGGAAGCAGCACGUCGUGCAGAAGUGGAGGCGAUGUCGCCAGAUGGAAAGGGGAAAUCUGUUGAGGAGGGAGAGGAUGCUAACCAGAGUGGGUCAUGGCAGGAGUCCCAGUCUGGGCUAGAGUGGGUGGUGAACCCUAAUCGGAGCAAGCCCGACCCUCAGAAGGAGGUGGAAGAGUUACGGCAUCAGAAAGAUCAGCAGAAGGAGCAGGAUGAUGAAGAGUAUUUUACUAAAGCAUUGCACAAGGCAGGGAGGCACAUGGAGGACAGUAUUGUGGCAGCUUACAUUGCACUCCUCCUUGGUUGUGUCAUACAGGACAACCAGGAAUUUGUACAAAUGGUUAAGGAAUACUUUGAAGAUGGAGAGUUCAUGCCCAUGAUUAAAAUUCUCAAAAAGUUUUUGGGUUUCAUGAAUUUAACGACCGCCAUCACAACAUCGGGAGGAAAGUCUAUAGCACGGGUGAUCGAGAUCCUAGAGUCCUGUUGACCAUGUGACCAGAGGUAACCACUGUUCUGACCAGGUGCUAACUCUGUGAGUUAGUUGUGUGCAAUAAGUGAGCAGAUCCUGAAGUGACUGAGCUUUUAGCAGUUAAGUCUGCCUCUACCUGGCUGGUCACAUCGAACGGGUGAGGUCAUUUUCACUGGCUACGCACCUGGUGUAACACAUAGCCUUGUGUCUGGAAAGGCACUGUACCAUGCUGGUUUAUGUGGCUGUUAGUGAAGUCUGACCUCAUGGCAGCUCACUUUCUGUGAACGUUUGAGGGGACAUGGACGGUUUUAUGCUGGAGUAUAGGAAGAACGCCAUUUUCCUACCGCAGACUGUCUGGUGCAGCUAGCUAUAUGGUGAGCACAAGUGUAUGUUAUGACAGAAUGAAUCGCCCAGACUGAAGAGUACUGGGUAUCAAGCCUUGGUUAGCCUUAGCCUUUUGUCACCUGUCAAGAUUUGACAGGGAAAACUCCUCCUGGCAGCCUGACAUGGGUCAUCUUAUUCUGUUGCGCCUAAUUGGCAAACUUUCUGAGUUACGUUG
This is a messenger RNA of Liolophura sinensis, 4256 nucleotides long. RefSeq names its product wings apart-like protein homolog. The coding region runs from base 122 to 3715 and encodes 1197 amino acids. The record is from RefSeq and is a predicted model, not a curated record. Lineage: Eukaryota; Metazoa; Mollusca; Polyplacophora; Chitonida; Chitonidae. The transcript is spliced from 17 exons.